This is a messenger RNA of Oreochromis niloticus (Nile tilapia), 2002 nucleotides long. RefSeq lists its product as uncharacterized. NCBI's taxonomy places the organism in Eukaryota, Metazoa, Chordata, Actinopteri, Cichliformes, Cichlidae. The transcript has 3 exons. The coding region runs from base 864 to 1247 and encodes 127 amino acids. The record is from RefSeq and is a predicted model, not a curated record.
UACCGGAAUUAUUUGCUUCUCUGGCUGAUGUCCAGUUGGAUUGAAUUUUUGCAUUUUGAACUUUAACCUUGGUCUUCUGUGUUCUGUGACUGGGCCGUCUUCCCUCUGUCUCUCAUUACAAGGAGCCGGGGAUCGAACCACCAAAAACCACCAACCACCUUUAAAUAAGAUCCAAUGAGACACAGAUCGUGCAAAGCGAGGACCCAAAUGCAGAUGAUUAUAGGCAGGAAGGAGUUAACUGAAGCUGAGCUAUUGAUUUAUUAAGGCUGAUUGGGAGAAAAUACAGAACUAAAAAGCAAAACAAAACUAAAACAGAAAACCUAAGCUGACAAACGCAGGGAACGGAGAACACGGACCGUGAAGAACCACAAGGGUAGAUCAACAGUCUGACGAAGAGCAGAGGAAACACUGACGGGUGAAUAAACAUGGAGACAACACAGAAAGGAAACUCAACAACCUCAAAUAAUCACCAAACAACAUAAGCACAAGAAAACAAAACCAGGAAAUGAGAUGGAGAAGUCCAUAAACACAAAACCCUGGGUCAAAGAUCCAGAACCGUGACACAGACUGAGAGCACACCUGUGUUCAGGUAAACCUCUGCAGUUGUUGUAUUCUAGUUUCAUUUGUAACAGACUCCAGACCACCCAACAGGGUAUUCAUAACAGGGGCUCAGACUGACUCUGCUGCGUUACAUAGCAACAUACAGUGUGUCAUCACAGCACGCUCAUUCCUGUGUGUCACGCUCUAAAACAUCCGUGUAGCAACACAGCCUACUGCCAACAAACUGCAUCUGCUUCACUGAGAGCUAAAGCCAGACACAGAACAGUUUCCACAGAGAACAUUCGUCUGUCUUCAAACGAAGGAUGAAGCUCCAGGGGCAAAUUCUUCCCAGGAGUCUUUGCGUGUUGACGUCACAGAGCUCCUCCUCCUUCUUCAGAGCUAGCGGACGCAGCACGAUGGAAGAAAAUCAGGCACAGGUCAUGAUACUGCUCCUGGAAGAGCUGAACAGACUGACUGAGGAGCAGUUUACCAGUUUCAAGUGGCAACUGGGACGCAGGAUGCGGGAUAUACCUGCAUACAAGCUGGAGAGGGCAGACCGACAUGAAACUGUGGAUCUGAUGGUGCAGCAUCACCCCCAUCAGGCCGUGGUCUUCACCACUGACAUUUUUAGGGCCAUCGCCAGGAACGAUCUGGCUGAGCAUCUGACUCAGCAACUGGCUGAUAUCAACAUGGGAGAUCUGAGAUGACGGGUCUUUGCUUGAAGCUCUGGAAGCAUCAUAACACUCUCAGCUCCCACAGCGCCACGUUCACCAGCACGAAAUACAAAUCCAUGUUUGUUUAUUGAUAAAUAAUCAACUUGUUUGACAUUAUCUCUGCCUCUGUGACCCAAACUCUGUGUUACAGCUCCACCGUCAGGGCAACACUGGACUGUCCACCCUUAUGUAACCGGGUUAUAAUUACACAAAAUAUGUUUUAAAACCCACAUUUGUCCCUGGUAUACCUGACCUUUAGGACCUCCAAGUCUGUAGUCAUCUCCAUUAUCAGUUAGAGCGCCUCCUCAUCUUUUUCUUCUUCUUUGGUGCAACCCUGUAAAUUUGGGGUAAUCCUUUGGCCUCUCCCCUUUUCUAUAAUUCCCCUGUGGGGGAAUUACUCCUAAUUAUAUCUUUAUCCACCUUGAUGUUUGUUAUUGUGUGUUUUAGUUCGUUAUUGUCAUCAUUACAGCUGUCUUUACUAAAUGCUGUGUGUAGUACGUGUGUGUCUCGUGUGUAGAGGCUAGCAUGAAUAGAUCAUUCUUGCUAGCUUGGAAGUGUAGUGAGUCUGGUUAACCACACUGUUUAUAUUUUACUUGGAGGUCUUUCUUUCUACCUUUCAUUGUCAGGUAUGUCAGAUUUUGUGUUGGUGUUUUUUUUUUCCAUGUAAGUUUGUACUUCAUGUUUAAUGUAAAAAUAAAUGCAGCCCCUUUUCUACAGUUCCCCUGUGGGAGAGGAGCUGGAGCUGGCAA